AUUGGCCAUUUGCCAAAUUCGGCGUAAAGUCUAAAAUUAUUUGAACAUUUCCGAAAUAAACAAAAGAGGAGUGCAAGCAUUGGACACCCAUCAUAGUGUAUACGUGCACACACAACUCAAAUACAAAUAAACAACAUGCUCUCCACACUUUCCAGGGCGGGUCGCUCCGCCGCUAUGCGAUCUGUCGUGUCACAGAGUGUACCGGCUGCCUCUGUCGUAGCUCGUAACUUCAGCGACAUCAAGGGUGCUGUAAUUGGUAUUGAUUUGGGAACAACCAACUCAUGUGUGGCUGUUAUGGAUGGUAAAGACGCUCGCGUCAUCGAGAACUCGGAGGGUCAACGCACCACACCUUCAGUGGUGGCUUUCACCAAGGAUGGCGAGCGCCUUGUAGGAGUGCCCGCCAGACGCCAGGCCGUCACCAACCCCCAGAACACACUAUACGCCACCAAGCGUCUGAUCGGACGUCGAUUCGACGACAAGGAGACACAGAAGGACAUCGACCUGGUCUCUUACAAGAUUGUCAAGGCCAACAACGGCGAUGCGUGGGUAGAGGCCGAGGGCAAGAAGUACUCGCCGUCACAGAUCGGCGCGUUUGUGCUGACCAAGAUGAAGGAGACCGCCUCUGAGUAUCUGGGCACCCCCUGCAAUAACGCGGUGGUGACAGUCCCCGCGUACUUCAAUGAUUCACAGCGUCAGGCGACCAAGGAUGCCGGACAAAUUGCUGGGCUUAACGUGCUGCGUGUGAUCAACGAGCCCACAGCCGCCGCCCUGGCCUACGGACUGUCCAAGACGGAUGACCGAUUAAUCGCCGUGUAUGAUCUAGGAGGUGGUACCUUUGAUGUGAGUAUCCUGGAGAUCCAGAAGGGUGUGUUUGAGGUCAAGGCGACGAACGGAGACACCUUCCUGGGUGGCGAGGACUUCGACAAGGUCAUCCUGGACCACAUGUUGGCUGAUUUCAAGAAGAGUGACGGUAUUGAUCUGGCCAAGGACGCCUUUGCGCUGCAGCGUUUGCGUGAGGCUGCCGAGAAGGCUAAGGUAGAGUUGUCCAACUCAACCUCCACCGAUGUCAACCUGCCCUACAUCACGGCCGAUGCCAGUGGACCUAAGCACAUGACCAUGAAGCUGAGCCGCAGUGAACUCGAACGCCUCACAGACAGUCUGAUCGAGCGCACCCGCGAGCCCUGCCGCAAGUGUAUCAAGGAUGCGGAUGUGUCUACCAGCGAUAUUGGUGAGGUGCUGCUGGUUGGUGGUAUGUCGCGUAUGCCCAAGGUGCAGAAGACGGUCAAGGAGAUCUUCGGCAAGACCCCCUCCAAGGGUGUCAACCCCGACGAGGCUGUGGCCAUCGGUGCGGCUAUCCAGGGAGGUGUGCUGGCCGGUGAUGUGCACGACGUUCUGUUGUUGGAUGUGACUCCUCUGUCCCUAGGUAUCGAAACUCUGGGUGGAGUGUUCACGCGUCUGAUCAACCGCAACACCACCAUCCCCACCAAGAAGUCACAGGUUUUCAGUACCGCAGCGGACGGCCAGACCCAGGUCGAGAUCAAGGUCAUGCAGGGCGAGAGAGAGAUGGCGGCGGCUAACCAGAAGCUGGGUGAGUUCACACUCUCCGGCUUCCCCCCCGCGCCUCGUGGUGUGCCCCAGAUUGAAGUUACCUUCGACAUCGACGCUAACGGUAUUGUCAACGUAUCUGCCAGAGAUAAGGGAACCGGAAAGGAGGCCAACAUUGUCAUCCAGAGCAGCGGUGGUCUGUCCAAGGACCAGAUCGAGAACAUGGUACAGGAGGCUGAGAAGCACGCUGAGGAGGACGCCAAGCGCAAGGGUGCGGUUGAGGCGACUAACCAGGCCGAGAGUGCUAUCCACGAUACCGAGAAGAGCAUAAACGAGUAUAAGGAUCAGAUCCCCGCGGACGAGAAGGCCAAGAUCGAGGAGAAGAUCACGGACCUGCGAAAUAUCAUUGGCAAGGAUGAGGUCGACCAGGAGAGUGUCAGGGAGGCCAUCAACCAGCUUCAGCAGGCGUCUCUUAACAUGUACCAGUACGCCGCUAAGAAGAACGAGCAGGGUGGUGAUUCCGGAGCUCAGGAGGCCGAAUUCAAGGAUGUAAACGAUAAGGAUGAGAAGAAAUAAGUUAGUACUUAACCACUCAUGUACAUACAGAUAUACACAUAUUUGUGUGUAUAUACAUGCUGCACACAUCGAGAGUUGAGUGUAGUGGACAGAACUCGGGACUGGGCCAGGGUUGGUCUUUGACACAGUAAUUAGAAAUUAUCUCUGGCUUCCCUUGGCCUAGACCCGUCAUUAGUAUAAAGGGGACGAAUGGAGAAAGCAACGACCUAUUACGCCCCGGUUGUAUAUUAUAAACUUCUCAGUCAAAUUAGGAAAUAAAGCUGUGAACAUUCAUUCAUA
This is a messenger RNA of Sphaeroforma arctica JP610, 2400 nucleotides long. RefSeq names its product stress-70 protein, mitochondrial. Gene Ontology annotation, biological process: cellular response to unfolded protein; protein refolding. Lineage: Eukaryota; Ichthyosporea; Ichthyophonida. The record is from RefSeq and is a predicted model, not a curated record. The transcript is spliced from 4 exons. Bases 136 to 2121 code for a protein of 661 amino acids. Gene Ontology annotation, cellular component: cytoplasm; mitochondrion. Gene Ontology annotation, molecular function: ATP-dependent protein folding chaperone; misfolded protein binding; heat shock protein binding.